AUAAAGGUUGAGAAUUAGUAGAUGAUCGUAAUUAAGAAUCAACGAUUACAUUGAAACAUAUUUCAAGUAAACGUUCGGCAGGCAGGCAUAUCAUUGUCAAAACAAAAAGUGGGCUGAGUUACGGUGUAGUGUUCUUGAUUACCAACGUUUUUUAGUUUAGUGAUGUUUUGUUAGAGAAUUUUCUGAACAAACACAUUAUGUCGAGUGUGACCAUGGCUGCCGAUUCAACUCAAUGCGGUGACUAUUCUCGCAAAAUGACGAAACCGAACGAAAAAGUCGUGAAGAAGAAACGAAAGAAGUUCAACUCCACGCCACCAAGUUCAAGCAGCAGUAACAGUAGCAGCGAUAGUGGCAGUGGUAGUGGGGGGGAGAGUUCCUCCAGUGCUUCUGAUAAUGAUUGUAGUAGUAGUGGUUCCUCAUCAUUAUCGUCGCCCAGUUCAUCUUCCGGCGGGAGGCAAAAAAGAGAUGCCAAGAAAAAAUCGAGUAAAACUUCUAAAGGUAGGAAGCGGGCAAGCUGUGAGAGUGAGUGUGAAUCUGACCUCGACCUGAACAAAGAAUUGCUGCCCAUUGCUGGCUACAUGGAUGACAAGAAGCAGAUGGUGGACAACAUGUUUAAAAGCAUCAGCAGCAUCAAACUCAGAACAAUGUUGCCAGAGAUUUUGAAGGUUGCUACUGUUAUUAUCAUUUGCUAUUAA
Molecule: messenger RNA, 695 nt
Organism: Helobdella robusta
Lineage: Eukaryota; Metazoa; Annelida; Clitellata; Rhynchobdellida; Glossiphoniidae
Exons: 3
Coding region: 198-695 (165 amino acids)
Biological process (GO): regulation of apoptotic process
Source: RefSeq, a predicted model, not a curated record